AUGCACAUCUCAACGAGCGAGGGACCACAGCAAGGCGCCACGCCGAUGCCGAAACUCCUCCCAAAGCCCAGCAUGACUCCUGUCGAAGACCCGUCCCUCGAAUCCCACAUCAAAAACCUCGUCCUCACCAUGAUCAACGCCAUGAACACCCGCGACUUCAACCCCUCCUCCCCAGCCUGGAAACCCACGACUCCGGACUUCGUCUCCGAACCCUCCUUCCACAUGAACUACCUAGCCGUCAGCCUGCACGACUUCCUCCGCCUCUUCGACGAACAAACCCGGGACCACCCGGAGUAUUUCUGCGAGGUCAAGGAGGUCAAUGUGCAUGUGAACUCGAAGCGGGAUCAUGCGGUUUGUUUUACGGAGGUCGAGACGAAUGGGCUGCCGAUUGGGAUUGUGAGGAGUAGUGUGGGAAUCGUGGAGUUUGUGCGUGUUGGGGAGGGGGAGGGCUGGAAGUGUAAGAAGUAUCGGUGUAUGCCGGGGAUGGAGGUUUUGGGGGUUCCGGAUGAGGGGAAGGGGAGGAAGGGCGGUGGGUGA
Molecule: messenger RNA, 537 nt
Organism: Zasmidium cellare ATCC 36951
Lineage: Eukaryota; Fungi; Ascomycota; Dothideomycetes; Mycosphaerellales; Mycosphaerellaceae
Exons: 1
Coding region: 1-537 (178 amino acids)
Source: RefSeq, a predicted model, not a curated record